Mustela lutreola (European mink) is the source of this 3629-nucleotide messenger RNA. RefSeq names its product ring finger protein 182 (gene RNF182). NCBI's taxonomy places the organism in Eukaryota, Metazoa, Chordata, Mammalia, Carnivora, Mustelidae. The record is from RefSeq and is a predicted model, not a curated record. The transcript has 2 exons. Bases 600 to 1343 code for a protein of 247 amino acids.
CGUUCGGUGCGGGAGACCCGGAGAGGGGUGUGCUUGUGGUGGCGGCGGCUCCUGGCUGGGGGGGGGGGGGGGCCCUUGUCCCCUCGGAGCACCCAGACUGCCGAGCAGGAGGGCAGGGGUCGCGGCGGCGGCCCCGCGCGGCCCGGACCCUGGGUGCCGGGGGGGUGUGUUCCCCCACUGCGCCCCGGGCCCCCGGCGGUUGCCAUGGUGACGCAGGGUCGGCGGCGCGGCGCAGUGGAAACAAAGCGGCCCGCCCGCUCCUCGCGCGAGCUCCUCCUCCGCCGGCGCCUCCCUCCUCUCCCCUCCCCGGCCCCGCCGCCGCCGCUGCUGCCGCCGCUGCCGGAGCGGCUCCCGGCCCCGCGCCCGCCGCCACCGCCGCCGCGGGCCAGACCCUUCAUGUGACCUUUUUAAAUAUGUAUUUGAGACAGAGUGAAUGUAGAAGCUGAAAAUGCCUGGAAGAUUGCUGGUUUCUGUUACUACCUGUCCAGCCUUUUGGCGUCAGUGCCUGAUUUGGAUGAUGUGAUAUUCCGAGGGACGCCUUCAUCGACGUCGUUCUUCCGCGAGUUGCCUCUGGCGGGAGGUGGUAGACACCAUUCAAGAUGGCCAGUCAGCCGCCAGACGAGGCGGCAGAGGCUCAGGUCUCUGACGAGCUCGAGUGUAAGAUCUGUUAUAAUCGGUACAAUCUGAAGCAGAGGAAACCCAAAGUGCUGGAGUGUUGUCACAGGGUUUGUGCCAAAUGCCUCUACAAGAUCAUUGACUUUGGGGACUCGCCGCAAGGCGUCAUCGUCUGUCCUUUCUGCAGGUUUGAGACCUGCCUGCCAGAUGAUGAAGUCAGUAGCCUGCCCGAUGACAACAACAUCCUGGUAAACUUGACUUGUGGAGGCAAAGGCAAGAAGUGCCUGCCCGAAAACCCCACCGAGCUGCUGCUGACCCCUAAGAGGCUGGCGUCCCUGGUCAGUCCCUCUCACACUUCCUCCAACUGCCUGGUCAUAACCAUCAUGGAGGUGCAGAGAGAGAGCUCCCCGUCUCUGAGCUCCACUCCCGUGGUAGAAUUUUAUAGGCCUGCGAGUUUCGACUCUGUCACCACCGUGUCGCACAACUGGACGGUGUGGAACUGUACGUCCCUACUCUUUCAGACGUCUGUCCGAGUGUUGGUGUGGCUGCUGGGCUUGCUCUACUUCAGCUCCUUGCCCUUAGGGAUCUACCUACUGGUGUCUAAGAAAGUCACUCUUGGGGUUGUCUUUGUCAGCCUCGUCCCUUCAAGCCUUGUCAUUCUCAUGGUGUAUGGUUUUUGCCAGUGUGUUUGUCACGAAUUUCUAGACUGUAUGGCACCUUCUUCUUAAUUAAUAUGCAGACUAAGAAAUUUGACACACAUUGCCAUCUUUGAAGCUAGGUAAUUUAUCAUUUAUUUAUUUUAUAUUCUCAGUGAUUAGUGUCCAUGACAUUAACAAAGCCAUUGGCCCAAUGUUUGUGGUCUCUUUUCCAUCAAAAAGCUGACUCCGUUGGUUUUCCUAUAUGCUGGACAUAGAAAGUGCUCAUUUCUUCUUAGGUGUUGGCAAAGAUGCAAGCAUGUAUAAGCUAAGCCUUCACAGAGCACUUCUUGUGAGCCUGCCCAUAGAAAGGGCAGGAGUUCACUCACCCCUGCUAGAAGGCACUAGCAGGGAGGGGUUAGGCUGUAGGAGGGGUCUUUGCAAAAGGUUAGGGAUGAACCUGUUCCUCUAAUCCUUAAUAAUCUAUGAUGGUGGGUGGACACAAGAGGAGAGCUUUCCAAGACACAUCUACUUGAAAAGUGUGACCUGCCCCUCCCCCAACCCCUCCCACACUCCUCCCGCACCCCUCUCCCAUACCCCCUCGUAUCCCCUCCUGCACCCUCCUCCACGCACCCCCUCCGACACCCCUCCCACACCCCACUCCCGCACCCUGUUGUUGGCUCCCCCCAGAAUCCUCUCCAGGAGCUCUCUUGCCAGUCAGCGCGCUGUCCGUGUCCCAGUGACGCGCUCCUUCCUUCUGUACAUGGUUCUUCGCCAAAAGGAAACUCGGCCUCAUGCCCUUGGCAAAAUACCCAUUUUGCCAGAUUUCUAAAGAGAAUUAAACAUAUUGCGGAAUUUGUCUUUAAAGCAGACUCAUGACUGAAUAUGGCCGCCUGUCUUUAAGACCCUUUCGUCCAUAUUUGUUGUCUUCUCUCCUCCCUCCUCUCUGAAAUUCUCACAGAGCAGUUAUAGUUCACGGGCGUCUUCAUGUGGGUCCUGCCCUCGAACGGUGUCGCUGAGUUUUGUUCACCACCUUGUUCGGCAACCCCACCCCUUACCCUGGGUGAUGUUCUACUUCAGUUAGUUGUUCGAAGCAUGAGGAUUUUUCCCCCGUUGUAUUUCAGAUUCUGCUAGGGACUUGUUUAACUUAAUCCUAUAACAGUCUGGGGGUAAGUUGUGGCAGUGGAAACCCAGAAACAAUUCCUGAGCUCCCAGGUUGAAGUGCUGAGAAUGCCAGUCUUCUUGCUGUACUGGGCUGAAUUGUACCAGAACAUAACGGUUUGGGCUUCUGUGCACAAUGGGGUUGCAUUUGGCCAAAGUGACAGGGAAAGAACACACAGAGCCGACUUGCUGCUUGAGAGGACCCUCCGGGGCAGUCAGACGGAGGCGGCAGGGCGUCCCUUGACCUGUUGCUCUUCCUCUUAAAGCCCAUUUUAGCAUGGAUUCACGUUCUUACAUAAUUCAUUUCAAAUAAAAACACAAGCUGUGUGACUUGAGUUAAUGAACUCCUUUUCGUGAUGUCGGGGAAGUUGAAUGUAUAUAUUUAUGAGAAGAAACUCUUUAGCAGAUUUUAGGUUUGAGGGAAUAGAAUGUCCACAGAAACUGGGCCAAAAAAAAAGGGGGGGGGGUUUCAGUUCCUAAAACCCAUUACUGAGGAUUAACAUUAAAAUAUUUAUAACUCUUAGAAAAGGGCUUUCCUAAGACGACUUCCCCCUGUUUUUGGGAAACAUUUGUUGUGUGACACUGUUGUAGUGGACCAGUCUGAUCUCUCUUUUCAGGAAGAAUUGACCCUUACUUUUAGAAUAGUAGUUUGAUUUUAAUCAUAUAACUCCUGUCUUUGAGAAUACAUACCCCUAAGGGUGAGUAUGAUGGAAAACCAUACCUGAAGUGUGGCCCAAUGAAUUUAAUCCUCGAGUUACAGCUGAAUACAUUUAUAAUUUAAUAAAAUCUAGAUUAGAAAGCAUUGUGAAUGCAGUUUCCAAAAAUCCAUUUGUACUUAGAGUAAAUACAAUGUUUAGGAGGUGUUUCAUGGUUUGGAUUUAUAUAUUUAUAAGGUUUUUAAAAAAAAUGUUCAUUUUGUCUGACAUGUACAUCAAAUUAAUGAGUUAUGAUGAGAUUUCUAGAAAGCUCUGGAUGUGGGUACUGUGUAUUUUGCUUCUUCGUAUAAUGUCUGCAGUGCUAAAUUUGUCUCUCUUUGUAUAUUGUGCUAGCCUUUUUUUUUUUUAGUUGUCAGUAAAUUAAUUUGGUUUUAAAGAAUUUUAAAUGUAAGCCAACAGAAAAUUCUUUAUGCUGUUGAAUGAAAACAGGACAAUGCUUCAAUAUUUUAUUCACUGUGAUAAUAUUUUGUUUGUCCAUUAAAUUAUUAUUUCGACACUAGAA